Messenger RNA from Talaromyces atroroseus, 2565 nucleotides. RefSeq lists its product as hypothetical. Lineage: Eukaryota; Fungi; Ascomycota; Eurotiomycetes; Eurotiales; Trichocomaceae. The transcript has 4 exons. Gene Ontology annotation, biological process: protein ubiquitination; ubiquitin-dependent protein catabolic process; mitotic cell cycle checkpoint signaling. The record is from RefSeq and is a predicted model, not a curated record. Gene Ontology annotation, cellular component: nucleus. Gene Ontology annotation, molecular function: protein binding; ubiquitin-protein transferase activity; zinc ion binding. Bases 1 to 2565 code for a protein of 854 amino acids.
AUGGCCACAACCAGUGGUACACAAUCCAGUGCUCCAAAGCCUGGCAUCGGGGAUUUGGAAAAGGAGCUGGUUUGCUCGAUCUGUACAGAGCUCUUAUAUCAACCUCUGACGCUGCUCGACUGCCUCCAUACCUUUUGCGGCUCGUGUUUGAAAGAAUGGUUCUCGUGGCAGGCUGUCCGAUCCCGCUCGUCGAGUUCAGCAGCUCGUUUCACCUGCCCGGCAUGUCGAGCGACAGUCCGUGAUACGAGGCCGAAUGCAACGGUGACUACGUUGCUGGACAUGGUUUUGCAGGCCAGUCCAGAGCGCGAUAGAACCGCGGAAGAGAAAGAGGAGAUUGCAAAGAAAUAUAAGCCAGGAGAUCAACUGCUCGCUUCCCUCGAGGAUUCUGAUCACGAUACGGACGAGGAGGAUCGACAAUUACUCAACGACGUUAGAGACCUUAGUUUGGCAGAAACAUCCCAUCCGCGCAGGAGAGGAGCUUCGACUAGUCGUACGGGGGACGUGGCAACUCAUGGUCGUAGACCAAGGAGUGCGGAUAAUCGAGAUGACGGACGCGGGCAUCAAAACUAUGAUGAACGCAUAGCCAGACGCUAUGUUCGUCACAAUGCGGCCCCGAAUGCUGCUCGAACAGGAACAACUGUUGGGAACAGUGGUGACUCGCCAAGGCGUAUUGAACAUCAAUCAAGUCUACGGUCACUACUGAGUGCAUCGGAUGUUGGAGAUACUACCCAGGAGGAGAUUGCUCGCCUCAUUAUGGAAGAGGGUUUAUUGGACGGAAUAGAUCUGAGUGGUCUGGAUCAAACUCAAGAAGAAGAGCUCAGUGAUCGGCUUGUACAAAUAUUCCUUAGCAGGCACCCUGACCGGUCACAUCUGCCACGUAGGAGCAGUGAACAGACUGGUCGAGCAAGGGCAUCCGAACAUCAUCGUUCUAGAUCACAGACCUUGCAAAAUUCGAGCUCCACUUCCACGCCAACUGAAAAUUCUUCCAGGCACCCCCCUGUGUCGCGGCCGAAUCUAUUAGAGGCAACGUCGGGUCCACGUGUCCAUCGAAGGAGGGCUUCCGAAGAGACGCGACGACGAAGGACAUCACCGACGCCUGUGGCCCCAGCAUCCACAUCUGAGACUACCUUGAGACCAGCACUGCGAUCUUCCAGUGAUAUUGCUGGUCACAGAAGUCGCACUUCAACUUCUCGACCGAGGACUAGAGAAUCAUCGACGGCGUCUAUAUCACGCCGCUCAACGGAGCUAGAAGGGCGUGUCUCGAAUUUGUGGGCUGGGAUUACUAGGGAUGGUACCCAGCAAUCCACCACUACCAGACAUGUAGUGGGAUCUUCUCUCACAGAUAGCCCUUCUACUGCUACGCCAACGGACCGUACAUUUUCGACUUCAAGUACCGGAAUACCUGCGGUACCAACAGCUGAUAUUCCGUCUUCUUCGGAUGUGCAAUCUCCCACUCGUCGAAAUAUAUCGUCGCGACCUUCACCAGCGACACAAACCCCAACUCGUAUCCCUUCAACACAUUACCCCGAACCUUCCAUAUCUUGUGAACGGUGUGGGAAGUCUGGUAUUCAAUAUGAGCUUCACAAACGUUGUUUGAAAUGCAGCAUUGGAGAGAUGAAUUUCAACAAGGCUCAUCACCCAGCCGUUCGAGCCACGGCGGAAUUUCCCCAUGUACUAAUAUCACAGCGGUAUCGGCAGCCUAAAGAGGGUUCAGCACGCGGCACGUCUGAAGGCAAACAGAUGACAAACGACAAUCCAGCUAGCCGAUUGGAGGACGACGUUGCUUCAGUCGGACCUGCGACUGUUCCCACAUCAUUGCAGAAGCCCCUUCCAACGGAAGCAACCUACCAAGUGCUAUCAUUCUCUACAGAAUGCGAUAUCUGCAAGUACCCUAUCGCUCCCUCGUCGACACGUUUUCACUGUCUGAAAUGUAACGAGGGGGACUAUGAUGUAUGCACAAAUUGUUACUUGAAAUUGGUGGUAUCUGGAAAGAUUAGCAAAGAAAAUGGUCACGGUGGCUGGCGUAGAUGCCUGAAAGGCCAUCGCAUGAUUAUAAUCGGGUAUGAAGACCACGAGAAAGGACAGCGACGAGUCAUUGUUCGAGAUAUAGUUGGCGGCUAUACUCUAAAAGAUGAAAAAAUCGACCAGACAGCCACUCCUUCAGCUUCUACAGUCUCAAUCGCGUCGCCAGAACUCGGAACGGGCGAUUGGUCAUGGAAAGAAGGCAACACCAAGCGUAAAAAGGCAGGCCGUGUACGAACAUCACAAGCCCAUGACUCAAACGCCCUGUCCUCGCCAUCAACACCAACGUCGACAACAACUCAACUAGACCGUCGCGGAACGGCAACGCCAGCAAUCCCACCCGAUGGCGGGUUUGGCCUCGUGCUCGGCGCAAACUGGUCUUAUUUCGCAGAGGAAAGCUGCACGGAUGAGCUUUCAUUUCCGCGUGGAGCAGAGAUCACAGAAGCCGACAAUAUUAAUGACGAGUGGUACUGGGGGUACUAUGCCGGCAAAACGGGAUUGUUUCCUGGGGCUUAUUGUACUUUGGUGAGGGAGGUUGUUUAA